UCCCCGGAACGGACGCGUCAUUGAAAGGUGGUCGAAACGAAAAAAUCAUUAAAAACUCAUUUAUCAAGUUAAAGGUCCAAAGCCUUGGUGCCCUAACAACCCAGUUUCGGAAUUGUUUUAUAUUUGUGUUACUUAUUUGACGAGUGUUGACUUAUUUUGACGAAAUGGUUUUCGAAAAGGAGAAUUUUGCCGAAAACAUGGAAAACCUGAUCAAGAACAACCGCAAAGUAUUGACGGAAAGCGGAGCAAACGUCACUACCGCGCCCCAGACCAAAGCUAUUACCAGCACGAUGGAUGAGGAAAAGGGCAACGGUGUUGAUGAUCCGAAGCAGCUGGUCAAGAGUGAGUUGUCGGAGGUGCACAAAAGCGAACCGACACCCUUCGAUCCGUCGAUUGAGCCCCUGCUGAGGGACAACCCUCGCCGGUUCGUCAUUUUCCCGAUCCAGUACCACGAUAUCUGGCAAAUGUACAAGAAGGCCGAAGCUUCUUUCUGGACCGUUGAAGAAGUGGAUCUAUCCAAGGACAUGUGUCACUGGGAAAAGCUGAAACCUUGCGAACGUCACUUUAUCUCCCACGUGCUGGCAUUCUUUGCGGCGUCGGACGGCAUUGUGAACGAGAACUUGGUCGAACGGUUCAGCCAAGAGGUUCAGGUUACGGAAGCGCGCUGUUUCUACGGUUUCCAGAUCGCAAUGGAGAACGUCCAUAGCGAGAUGUACUCCUUGCUCAUCGACACUUACAUUCGGAAUCCGGAAGAAAGAGAGUUCCUGUUUAACGCCAUUGAAACGCUGCCGUGCGUCAAGCGGAAGGCCGACUGGGCACUCAAUUGGAUUUCGAGCAAGGAGGCAAACUUUGGCGAGCGUGUGGUUGCGUUCGCCGCCGUGGAGGGUAUCUUCUUCAGCGGCAGCUUCGCGUCCAUUUUCUGGCUGAAGAAGCGUGGCUUGAUGCCGGGUUUGACCUUCUCGAAUGAGCUGAUCUCGCGUGACGAGGGCCUACACUGUGAUUUUGCUUGCCUCAUGUUCAAGUAUCUGGUACAGAAGCCCUCGACGGUACGCGUGACGGAGAUAAUCCGAGACGCGGUUGUUAUCGAGCAAGAGUUCCUCACCAAAGCGCUGCCGGUCGACAUGCUGGGCAUGAACUGCGAACUGAUGUCUCAGUACAUUGAGUUCGUCGCCGAUCGAUUGCUGGUAGAGCUCGGCUGUGAGAAGGUUUACAACUCACAAAAUCCGUUUAGCUUUAUGGAAUUUAUUUCGCUCGAAGGUAAAACGAACUUCUUCGAGAAGAAGGUCGGCGAGUAUCAGAAGUGGGGUGUGAUGGCCAAACGGUCGGACAACGUUUUCACGCUCGAUGCUGACUUCUAGAAACGGAUGCAGCAGACCUCGACAUCAUCGCAUGCGUGCUUUACUCUUCCAUCGGUCGAGCGCAUCUGGAAUGCGUACGAAAACCGGUGCACUAUCUUAUUUCUAUUUUUCCGACAAACGGUUUUUUCUACAGGCACAUUUGCAUUAUCUCCAUCAAAAUGAAGGACGAAGACGAAACAGUGUGAUUUAGCUUAAAGGAAGAGUUCCGAAACAAAGGACAAACGUUCAUGUGAACGAACGACGGCUCUUUCCAGAUUUUAUAGUUCAAGCGGAGGCCUGGUUAAAAUCCAUAUUUGAAUGUUUUCAUAUACAGUCUUUCUUACAGUUCAAUCUCCUUAUCAGUAAGUCGACAGCGCUUUGUUUUGAUGAUGGGUAGGAUCUCUACUAAGAAUUGUACUUACGAAAGUGCUCGGUUUUCCUAAAUCAUUUGAAAGAAAAUAGGCGGCAAAAUGCCAAUCGGAUUUUGACUGCCGCUAACGCGGAAGUACACACUUUCAAGCACCCGUAAGGGACAGCCUUUCCUUAUUUCGCCCACAUCUUUCCGUCGCCGUGACAAGGAGUACAGAAUAGAGCUGUCUAUCUCGAGGAUACGGUGUAAAUUAGAAUUAUGCAUAACUAUAUGUUAAUGACGUGCAUUAUAUAUAAUACAGUUUCAUAUGACAUCGUUUUGGUGAAUCUAAAAUACAUGA
Messenger RNA from Anopheles bellator, 2047 nucleotides. RefSeq names its product ribonucleoside-diphosphate reductase subunit M2 (gene RnrS). Gene Ontology annotation, cellular component: cytosol. The transcript has 5 exons. Gene Ontology annotation, biological process: deoxyribonucleotide biosynthetic process. NCBI's taxonomy places the organism in Eukaryota, Metazoa, Arthropoda, Insecta, Diptera, Culicidae. Bases 165 to 1358 code for a protein of 397 amino acids. The record is from RefSeq and is a predicted model, not a curated record. Gene Ontology annotation, molecular function: ribonucleoside-diphosphate reductase activity, thioredoxin disulfide as acceptor.